AUCUGGGUUACCAGCAGCAACAGAGGGAAUCGGCGCACAUUCAUAGGUGUCAUUGGCACUGAGCGGAGCGCUGGCUGUCAUCCUCAACAAAGGAAUGGUUUGAGCGCACUGUCUCCGUGGUGAUGCCGUGUAUCAGACAUAUAUCAUCCAUAGGUUGUGCCAUGCAUUCAAGGAAUAGGUGAAUCGCGCGUGCCAGAAGAAGCCUUUUGCGCCAGUGUGCGCAUUUGGAGAGGCGCAUCAGCCGUGAUCAGACUGCAGCUUUACUGGAUCAUUGGACCUUGCGUUUGCAUUUUAUUUUGCUCUUUUGUUCCUGGCCUUCCCCCCCCCCCCGUUGAAAUAUAAUGUUGCGCUUCACAGCUGGCAGGCUGCUUGUCGGAUUGUUCUUUUUGGGUUUUUUGCACAGUUCGGAGGUGGUUCUUCCAGCAAGGGCAAUAGAUGCUCCAAAAACCUGCAGCCCCAAGCAGUUUGUUUGCAGGGAUCAGGUGACGUGUAUCUCAAAAGGUUGGCGGUGUGACGGGGAGAAGGACUGCCCGGACGGAUCGGACGAGGCCCCAGAUGUCUGUCCUCAUAACCGUGUGUCGCGGUGUCCUCCUAAUGAACAUCAGUGUCUGGGAUCAGACUUGUGUGUUCACAUGAGCAAGCUGUGUAACGGCGUCCCCGACUGCACUGAUGGAGGAGACGAGGGGGCGCACUGCAGAGAAUUGGCCCUCAACUGUACUCUCACUGGUUGCCAGGACAACUGUGCUGUCACACGCACCGGCGCCAUGUGCUACUGCAAGAGCGGCUACGAGAUCAGCCAAGACGGAAAGACCUGUAAAGAUUUUGAUGAGUGUAUGGUGUAUGGCACCUGCAGUCAGACAUGCACAAACACAGACGGCUCGUACACCUGCUCCUGUGUGGAAGGUUAUCUAGUUCAACCAGACAACCGCUCCUGCAAGGCCAAGAACGUGCCUGUGGAUCGUCUCCCUGUCUUGCUGAUCGCGAACUCUCAGAACAUCCAGAUCACGUCUCUGAGUGGCUCCAGCAGCCCAUCACUCUACAUAAGCACAAAACAGACCACAGCCAUGGACUUCCUGUACGCGCAGGAAACAGUGUGCUGGAUUAAUGUAGGCGACUCCCCCGCGGGAACGCAACUGAAGUGCGCUAAGAUAACAGGCCUCAAGAGCUUCACAGAUGAGAGAACCAUCAACAUCUCCCUCAGCUUACACCAUGUAGAACAGAUGGCAAUAGACUGGCUCACAGGAAACUUCUACUUUGUUGAUGACGUGGAUGAUCGAAUCUUUGUAUGUGAUAAAGAUGGAGCCACAUGUGUAACACUGUUGGAUCAAGAACUCUACAACCCUAAAGGCAUUGCUCUGGACCCAACUAUGGGAAAGGUUUUCUUCACUGACUACGGGCAGAUCCCAAAGGUGGAACGUUGUGACAUGGAUGGACAGAACCGAACAAAGUUGGUGGACAGUAAAAUUGUCUUCCCGCAUGGUAUCACCCUGGACUUGGUCAGCAGAUUGGUCUACUGGGCUGAUGCUUAUCUGGACUACAUCGAGGUAGUGGACUAUGAGGGCAAAAACAGACACACCAUCAUUCAAGGACUGUUGAUUGAGCAUCUUUAUGGGCUCACAGUGUUUGAGAACUAUCUAUAUGCCACAAACUCCGACAAUGCCAACAUGCAGCCUAAGACCAGCGUGAUCCGCGUCAAUCGAUUCAACAGUUCAGAUUAUAAGGUGGUCACCAGUGUCGACAAGGGAGGAGCUCUACAUGUUUACCACCAGAGACGCCAACCCCCUGUGCGGAGUCACGCCUGUGAGCCAGAUCAGUUUGGAAAAGCUGGAGGUUGUUCAGACAUCUGUCUGUUGGGCAACAGCCACAAGAGCCGGACGUGUCGCUGUCGGUCUGGCUUUAGCCUGGGCAACGAUGGCAAAUCGUGCAAGAAGCCUGAGCAUGAGUUAUUUCUGGUGUACGGCAAGGGUCGUCCAGGCAUUAUCCGUGGUAUGGACAUCAACCCUAAAGUUCAGGAUGAAUACAUGAUCCCCAUCGAGAACCUGAUGAACCCUCGAGCUCUGGACUUCCAUGCACAGAGUAACUUCAUCUACUUCGCUGAUGCCACCAGCUAUCUGAUUGGCCGACAGAAGAUUGACGGCACGGAAAGAGACAUCAUUCUUAAAGAAGGUAUUCACACUGUCGAAGGAAUCGCUGUGGAUUGGAUGGCCAAUAAUCUUUACUGGACAGAUGAUGGUCCCAAGAAGACCAUCAGUGUUGCUCGGCUCGAGAAAGCUUCUCAGACCAGGAAGACUCUCAUUGAGGGCAAGAUGACCCAUCCUCGAGCUAUUGUGGUGGACCCUCGGCACGGCUGGAUGUACUGGACUGACUGGGAGGAGGACCCAAAAGAGAGCAAGCGAGGGAAGAUUGAGAAGGCCUGGAUGGAUGGAACCAACCGGAACGUUCUGUUGACGUCUAAGACGGUUCUGUGGCCCAACGGCCUGAGUCUGGACAUCCCUCAGGGCAUCCUGUACUGGGUGGAUGCUUAUUACGACCGAAUCGAGAUGGUCUAUCUCAACACCACUGCACGCAAGACGGUUUAUGAUGGACAAGAGCUGAACCACGCCUUUGGCCUGUGCCACUACAAACACUUCCUGUUCUGGAACGAGUACCGCAGCGGCAGCAUCUAUAAACUGGACCAGAACACCAAAACAGUCACUUUGCUACGCAACGAACGGCCACCCAUCUUUGAGAUCCGCAUGUAUGAUGCCCAACAGCAGCUAGGAAGUAAUGCGUGUAGAGCCAAUAACGGCGGCUGUAGUAGUCUGUGUUUGGCCACUCCCACAGGCAGGUCAUGUGCCUGCGCUGAGGACCAAUUACUGGACCCCGCAGACAACACCAGCUGUAAAGCCAACCCGUCUUACAUUCCCCCUCCGCAGUGUCAGCCGGGAGAGUUCGCCUGUAAGAAUAACCGCUGUAUUCAAGACCGCUGGAAAUGCGACGGAGAUAAUGACUGUCUGGACAACAGCGACGAGACGGCUGAACUGUGCCAUCAGCACACAUGCCCUGCAGACCGCUUUAAGUGUCAAAAUAACCGCUGUAUCCCAAUGCGUUGGCUGUGUGAUGGAGACAACGACUGCGGCAAUGAUGAAGAUGAGUCUAACACCACAUGCUCAGCUCGGACGUGUCCGCCCAAUCAGUACUCGUGCGCCAGUGGCCGCUGUAUUCCCAUCUCCUGGAAAUGUGACCUGGAUGAUGACUGUGGGGACCGCUCCGAUGAGCCUGCAUCCUGCGCAUACCCAACCUGUUUCCCGCUCACUCAGUUCACCUGCAAUAACGGACGCUGUAUCAACAUCAACUGGCGCUGUGAUAACGAAAAGGAUUGUGGGGACAGCUCUGAUGAGUUCAAUUGUCCGAGCAAGACCGACAAUGACUGUGGUGACAACAGUGAUGAAGCCGGCUGCAGUCAUUCAUGUUCCAGCGCUCAGUUUAAAUGUAACAGCGGUCGCUGUAUACCCGACUACUGGACCUGUGACGGAGACAACGACUGUGGUGACUACAGCGACGAGACCCAUGCCAACUGCACUAACCAGGCAACCCGUCCUCCCGGUGGCUGUCACACAGAUGAGUUCCAGUGUCGUGUGGACGGGUUGUGUAUUCCCCUCCGAUGGCGGUGUGAUGGAGACACUGACUGCAUGGAUCUGAGCGAUGAGAAGAACUGCGAGGGUGUAACACACAUGUGUGAUCCAGCAGUAAAGUUUGGCUGCAGGGAUUCUGCGCGGUGUAUCAGUAAGGCUUGGGUAUGUGAUGGUGACAGCGAUUGUGAAGAUAACUCUGAUGAAGAUAACUGUGAGGCGCUGGUGUGUAAACUCUCCCAUCACGUGUGUGCUAAUGACACCAGCAUUUGUCUGCCCGCUGAGAAACUGUGUGAUGGCAAAGACGACUGUCCUGAUGGUUCCGAUGAGAAACUCUGUGAUCUGUGUUCUCUGGACAAUGGUGGCUGCAGUCAUAACUGCACAGUGGCCCCGGGUGAGGGCAUUCUGUGCUCGUGCCCACUGGGAAUGGAACUGGGCACUGACAACAAAACAUGUCAGAUCCAGGGCUUCUGUGCCAAACACCUGAAGUGCAGCCAGCGUUGUGAACAGGACAAGUUCAAUGUGAAAUGUUCCUGCUAUGAUGGCUGGGCCCUCGAACCUGACAUGGAAAGCUGCAGGAGCACAGAUCCAUUUAAACCCUUCAUCAUCUUCUCCAACCGUCAUGAGAUCCGACGGAUUGAUCUGCACAAAGGAGAGUUCAGCGUGUUGGUGCCAGGCCUGAGGAACACCAUCGCACUCGACUUCCACCUCAACGAGAGCUCGCUCUAUUGGACUGAUGUUGUUGAGGACAAAAUUUACCGUGGAAAGCUGUCAGAGAAUGGUGCAGCGCUGACAAGUUUUGACGUGGUGAUCCAGUAUGGAUUAGCUACUCCUGAGGGUCUGGCUGUAGACUGGAUCGCUGGAAACAUCUACUGGGUGGAGAGUAACCUAGAUCAGAUCGAAGUGGCCAAACUGGACGGGACCAUGCGCACCACUCUACUAGCUGGAGAUGUGGAGCAUCCGCGGGCCAUCGCGCUGGACCCCAGAGAGGGAAUCCUAUUCUGGACAGACUGGGAUGCCACAAUGCCCAGGAUAGAGGCUGCAUCCAUGAGUGGACAUGGCAGACGCACCAUCCAUAAGGAGACGGGCAGUGGAGGAUGGCCGAAUGGACUGACUGUGGACUAUCUGGAGCGCCGCAUUCUGUGGAUAGAUGCCAGAUCUGAUGCAAUCUAUUCAGCCAAGUAUGACGGGUCGGGACUGAUCGAGGUGCUCAGAGGACAUGAGUAUCUCUCGCAUCCGUUCGCUGUGACGAUGUAUGGUGGAGAGGUUUACUGGACAGACUGGCGCACAAACACACUGGCCAAGGCCAACAAAUGGACAGGAAACAAUGUCACUGUGGUUCAGAGAACAAACACGCAACCUUUCGAUCUGCAGGUGUACCACCCAUCUAGACAACCGCAAGCGCCGAACCCGUGUGCUGCUAACGGUGGUUUGGGCCCAUGUUCUCACCUGUGCUUGAUCAACUACCAUCAGACGUUCUCCUGUGCCUGCCCACACCUCAUGAGACUGAGUGAGGACAACCACACCUGCUACGAGUCGCGUCAGUUCCUGCUGUACGCCCGUCAGAUUGAGAUAAGAGGAGUGGACAUCUAUAAUCCAUACUACAACUACAUCAUCUCCUUCACCGUCCCUGACAUCGACAACGUCACGGUUGUGGAUUACGACGCUCUGGAGAAGCGCAUCUAUUGGUCUGAUGUUCGGACUCAGACCAUCAAGAGGGCCUUCAUCAACGGCACAGGAAUAGAGACGGUGGUGUCUGCAGAUAUUCCCAACGCACAUGGUCUGGCAGUGGACUGGGUGUCACGUAAUCUCUUCUGGACCAGCUAUGACGGCAAUAAGAAACAGAUCAAUGUCGCCAGACUGGACGGCUCCUUCAAGAAUGCUGUUAUUCAGGGCCUGGACAAACCCUACUGCCUCGUGCUGCAUCCCAUACUGGGGAAACUGUACUGGACUGAUGGAAAUAACAUCAGCAUGGCCAACACUGAUGGCAUGAACCGUACCAUGAUCUUCACCAAUCAGAAAGGACCAGUGG
Molecule: messenger RNA, 5643 nt
Organism: Sinocyclocheilus anshuiensis
Lineage: Eukaryota; Metazoa; Chordata; Actinopteri; Cypriniformes; Cyprinidae
Product: low-density lipoprotein receptor-related protein 1-like
Exons: 32
Cellular component (GO): plasma membrane; signaling receptor complex
Molecular function (GO): calcium ion binding; low-density lipoprotein particle receptor activity; protein binding
Source: RefSeq, a predicted model, not a curated record